Molecule: messenger RNA, 1188 nt
Organism: Anopheles aquasalis
Lineage: Eukaryota; Metazoa; Arthropoda; Insecta; Diptera; Culicidae
Product: odorant receptor 45a-like
Biological process (GO): detection of chemical stimulus involved in sensory perception of smell; sensory perception of smell
Cellular component (GO): plasma membrane
Molecular function (GO): olfactory receptor activity; odorant binding
Source: RefSeq, a predicted model, not a curated record
AUGUCGUUUGUGAAAAACAUUUACACUGCCCUCUCCUCCUGGUGCAACCGCAAGCGUCGAGUGGAAAGGUUUCCAUCGAACCAAGAAGCUCCCGAGGUGCUUCAAAUGGUAGUGAGAGUGGCGAAUCUGGUUGGAGUUGCCGGACCGCCGGAACGCCGGUAUCGGUUUGUGGUAGUCUUUGCGUUCUUUGUGGUCAUGAUAGUGGUGCCGAAGGUUGCAUUCGGGUACCCGGAUGUCGCAUCGCUGAUCACCGGUACGGCGGAACUAGUAUUCCAGAUCAACAACUGCGGUGGAAUGCUGAUUUUAUAUGUUCUGAACAAUGAUUUUGUGGAGGUACGCGAUCGCUUUCAGCAGUUUGUUGCUACCGUUUUUGAUGAUGGAAGUGAACCGCUUCGCGAGGCAGUGCGAGCGAAACACCAUCUAAUUCAACGAUUCACCAAGGCGUUCCUUUCAACGCUGUUUUGUACAACAAACAUCUAUUGCUACAGCCCAUUCAUGUUUUCCCUCUUGUCCUACUGGGAUACUUUGCGUAAUGAGAACAGCACCAUGCAGUACUUUCAGCACAUGGAGGAGAACUUCUAUGGCCUCGACACCAGGACAUCCUUUUUGCCUUCGUUGUUUUGUGGGUUGCUCAUGCUCCCGAUGAUCUACAUGUGUGGACUAACUGGAGGGGUGAAGAUGGCUAUGAUCGUCAACAUGAUCGGUUACUGCGUGAUGUGUUUCGAUCUUAUAUCACUGAAGCUGCAGGAGGUUUCACGGAGAGGUACCCACGAGCAGGAGAUUAAAAAGAUCGUGAAGAUGCACCAAGAUGCCCUAGACUGCGCUAAACUGGUGGAGAAGCAGGUUUCGUUGGUGCUCCUUCUUCAAGUGGUGUUAUGCGUUUUGAUCUGGAGCUUUAUUCUACUUUUCUUCACAAUCACGGGAGUCCGUAACUCACAAUCGAUAAACCUGAUUGUUCUGUUUAUGUUUGAUACGGCUGAAACGGUUGCAUAUUGUUACAGCGGCGAUGUACUGUCAACUGCGGGCUUACAAGUCGCCAAGGCAGUGUACGAUGUGAACUGGGAAAGCCAGACGGCUGCUGUACAAGCGGAUCUCCAGUUAAUUCUGCUACGCGCCCAGCAACCCGUUGGUGUCACCGCGGGAAAAUUUAGCUUCAUGAGCAUCGCACUUUUCGGGAACGUAAGUUAA